GAGUAGAAGCAGGCACCACAACGUCUCCAUGGCCUGUCUGCCCGUGAACGUUCAGACAGAUGGAGGGAAGAGCCACCACCACGGACAGAGACCUCUCUGUGGCGUAGCUGCCGAUAGAGUCUUCGUUCGUUUGUUGGAUUGGCGAUCGGAUUGGAUUGGACGUUUGAUUGAUUAGAUUGCAGGAACGUUCGUCAGCUGAGGGUACUAAGAGAGCAACAACAAGGAGUCAAUGUCAAUGGCGACUACUUGGGCAUCUGAUCCGCGAACCACCAGGCGGCGUGGUGGUGUUGGUGCUGAGAUUGGCACGCGCAUCACUGAUCUGCCGGAGGCGUUGCUAUGCGAGGUGCUCCGUAGACUGGGUACGGCCAGCGAUGUCUGCCGCACCGCUACAGUCUGCUGGUCGUUCGCCUCGGCCGUCCGAUCUAAUCUGACUUGGGCGCUGCAGCUGCCUCCUGGAUGUCAUCGCCUUUGCCAGUCGAACCCUCCUUCCUCCUCCUCCUCCUCCUCCGCCGCCUCUUCCUCUUCCUUCUACCCCGACCCCACAAGCUCUUUGAGUUCGCGGGCUUGCUACAUGUAUCUCUUUUCUGGCUUUCCUGACAGUAAAUGCUCUCACGUGCACUAUCGAUUGGAGAGGUCUACGGGAGCCUUGCAGACGAGCGUUUCGGUUAUGGGAAUGUCUGUCGCCUGGGGUAACAACUCGCGGUACUGGAAGAGAAUUCCCCUCGAGGGAAGUGUAUUUAAGGAGGGCAUGGAACUGCUGAGCGUGUGCUGGUUCGAAAUCACGGGCACGGCAACGUGCUCUUUGCCACCGGGAAGGUACACGUGUGCAUGGAGACUGUCCCGGUCUCGGGGCGGUGAUUACGGCUUCCCCGAUCAUACCGAGGCCACCGUGUCCGUCGAGGGAGGGGCCUUUAUCCAGGGCUACAUAAGCACAGGAGAGCAUGACAUCGCGCGUUACCCAGAGUGGUCGGAGUUGCGAGUGGGAACCAUAGAAAUCGCCGCCGCCGAGGAGGACGGGGAGAAAGAGGACAACGAACUGUUGUCGGUGGCAAUCAAGUUUCGAUUAUUCAAUUUCGAGGGAGGGUGGAGGUAUGGAAUGAUUGUGGACGGUUUGGUUAUACGACCGGUAAUCAUGAUGGCAAAGGCUAAUCAGACAGAGGGGAGAAAUGAAGAGGAAGAACGCAAAGAGGAUGAUAGCGUGGCAGAGCCCUUAAGCGAUGAGGAGGAGGAGGAGGAGGGAGGGGAGGGGGGACGACGAGGAGGGCAGAUGCCGUCGUUUAAGCUACCUAUCCGAACUCUUCAGUUGUUCAAUUAGUGCAUUUGUUGAUGAGUGAGAGAGGCAACGCUGGAAUAGGAGAGAGGGAGGAUUCAGUGAACGACGCUCGACGGCAACUGGUGGUGAUCUGAUUGUCCCCGCUUCACGAGGAUUCAGUGGUGGUCCCACUCGACCCCAACUGGUGGUGGUGGUCCCCACUUCUACGAGGUGUACAGUAGGAGUGAGGGUGUCAUUCUUUUGCACGGUCGUUAUUGAUCCCCCGUGAUGGAGGAAUGAAAGGUAAUAUGAGAUUUUGGAGAGGAGGGCUGAAGAGAAAACACGGGCAGGGGCCUGAUAGCCUCGGAUAGCGAGACCGGUAGGGGCGCCUGUCUGUGCAAGAGGAGGAAGGUCUCACUGGUGACACCGAUUUCUGUUGAGUGGUCAAUUUGAUUUGCACGUGGUCGCAACUGAGUGCUCGGUUGUUGCUUACAGGAAGGGAGCAACUCCCCAUCAAGCAGCAGGCAGGAGCGUCUCAGAAAGGACAAGCAAUCCUAUUGCCCAGGAGCGACCUCUGGGCAAACAGAUGCAGCAAUGAACUGAAGUUUUGGGAAAGGAAAACGAAAGGUGGGCGGAUACGGGAGGAAGAUGGGAGGGAGGGAUGCUGUGUGCAUGUCUAUGUGUUUGUGUGUGUGCGGGGUGUCCCUGUGCGUGUGUGUGCGUGUGUGUGCGUGUGUGUGCGUGUGUCCGUGUAUGUGCGUGUGUCCGUGUAUGUGCGUGUGUCCGUGUAUGUGCGGGUGUGGCGGCGCGCGAGAAAGAGCGAGGGGGGAGAGAGAGAGAGAGAGAGAGAGAGAGAGAGAGAGAGAGAGAGAGAGAGAGAGAGAGAGAGAGAG
Molecule: messenger RNA, 2145 nt
Organism: Chara braunii
Lineage: Eukaryota; Viridiplantae; Streptophyta; Charophyceae; Charales; Characeae
Source: the annotation of a GenBank genome assembly